UUCAGUGUGUUUUGAGAAGACAAAAAAAAGUCAGAAAUCCUCAUCUUCUUCCUCGCGCUAACACAGUGCCUCUGCAACGAGAUAGCCGCCGUCUGCAAAUCAAGCAAGUAAGGCCUAUCGUUUUAAAGAAAAAGAAGCAGCAAUUGCAGGGGUCACAUUUCUUCUCCCCAAGCCAUUGUUUCUGGUUUGCAAGGGUCAAUUGACCCCCUUUACCCCAAUGUGGAUCCGCCACUGCACACAGCCACCCACCCACCGAUAGCCAUCUCUGCCCCAACGCACCCACCACCACAAACGACCUUACCUCCCCAAACGCCCGAUAGUCAAGCCACACUCAAACCCCAAAACUCUUUUUUUUUUUUUUUAAAAUCCCCGGAUCUAGAUUUGGUGGUUGAACAAAUAUGGGGAAAGAGAGAAAGAGAGGGUACAGAGAUCCUAGCUAUAGCUACCAGUAUAGAUGAUUGAUGUUAUUGGGUUCCUUUUACUUCUUUUGGUUAUGUUUUCGGAGGAGAAGCUAACAAAAAGCGAGGAAGAAAAUAGAAAAGGUCCUUUGAGCCUUUGCCAUUGGAGCUUCUGUGUUGGAUUUUUACGCCAAUUAAUCUUUUCAACAUCUAGAUUCCGCCGCACCCACCGCCGCGCCGUCGCCGAGUUUGGGUCCUCAUCUCCACUCGGUUUAAUUCCUUACCAGUACGGUAUAUGGGUUUCCUUCAAUCUCAAUGACCGGAACCUUGCUCGGCCAUUUAUUGCAACAGAUAAUCAAAGAUGCCCCGUAAACCGGUGAGGCAUCGGCGAUUGAUGAAGUAUCAACCUCUGACUUUUUCCCCAUUUGCUCGUCAAGUCGCUCGGGUUGCCUCCAGCUGCAUGUCCAACCGCCAAAUGCACAGGCCAGACCUCCAGAAAAAAUCUCAACCUAACUCCGCAGGUAAUGGAUCGAGAAAGAAUACUUUGAAAGUCAAGAAUGAACACUCCGAGUCUUCUGAUGAAGAAGAGUUUGAUGGAACUGUGCAAGCAGAUUUUGCUUUCUUUGAUCCAAAACCUGAUGACUUUCAUGGAGUGAAGACCUUGCUACAGACCUACCUUGAUGAUAUAGAAUGGGAUUUGAGUGGUUUUGUAGACUUAAUUUUGGAACAGACCACUGUAGGAACUGUUGUUAAAAUAGAGGAUGAUGAAGACAAUGGAAUUUUUGCUCUUGCUACUGCCCUUAACUUGGGCAGAUAUAAGGACCACAAAUGUUUUAUGGAGGUUAAGGAGUUUCUCGUUAAGGUAUCUCAAGAGAAGGAUGUAAUAGAUGACCUGCGAUCACUUUUGGGAAAGGAAGCAGAGAGUGUCGGUCUCUUGGUCUCUCAACGGGUGAUGAAUUUACCUCCACAGCUCUGGCCACCUCUUUAUGAUGCGCUCUUUGAUGAAGUCUCUUGGGCUACAGAAGAUGAGCCAACAGAGGAGCUCUGCAAUUUCUUUCGUUUUAAGUUUUAUAUAAUAGUCAGUAAAGUUUACAAGCACAAAAAUGCACACCAGAAAAAGGGCAUGAGUACUAGUGACGAGGAAAUAAUAUAUAUAAAGCCAGAAGAUGAAAUUUUUCAUGAGCUAAGCUCCUGGUCGUUUGAAUUUUCUUUGCACACUCAGCAGCUUGCAACUCAUGAGCUGAGAGACUAUCAGCAAAUGGGGUUAGUCAUGGCGGUUAAAGCAGACAAGAUCCCUGCAUUUCGACAGCAGUUAAAAUCUUUCGUAGAGAGAUCAUGAUGCUAAUCGAAAGGAGUUGCAGGUGCCAAAUUUUGAUUUAUAUUUGAAGGCAUGAGGACAUUCACAUGGUGAAGGUUUUGGAAGCGCUCGUUGGUCCCAAAUGGUCCCUCAAAAGAUUCAUCGAAACAGCAGAGCUAGGAAAGGUACAGAAAUAUUGUAUUGAGAAACGUGUCAUGGACCAUCAUAAGCUAUUAUCUCCCAGAUUCUAUAUGAACCAGAAAGGAAAAUAGAGAGAGUUUGAAACCAUCCAAAAGAAGUGGAACUUUACGUAUGAGGCCAAAGAAGAGCACCAUUAUCUUAUAAUAUUUGUGAUUUUAAAUUUUGUGUGGCGAUAAGAACAAUAUACAUGGAAUAUUUGCUUCAACUUGUUUGCACACAGAUAUCACAUAAUUACAUACACAAUGUA
This is a messenger RNA of Prunus dulcis (almond), 2143 nucleotides long. Its product is annotated as protein BCCIP homolog. The record is from RefSeq and is a predicted model, not a curated record. Lineage: Eukaryota; Viridiplantae; Streptophyta; Magnoliopsida; Rosales; Rosaceae. The transcript has 10 exons. Bases 760 to 1737 code for a protein of 325 amino acids. Gene Ontology annotation, cellular component: nucleus.